GUGGAGCACUUUUUGGCAUCCUAGGUAGCAAAACCACGAAAUGGGGCAGAGAUCCAAUUGUGGGAGGUGCGUUCAUAAUACACGCCGUCAGUUACUUCCUGAUCUUCCUGAACUUGCCCAACAGUUCUCCCUUCAAUGAUACGAAUGAAAGUGCCUUCAUGACCAGCAACGCCAUUUUGGCAAUAUUUUGUUCUUUCUUGUUGGGAUUCGGUGAUUCCUGUUACAAUACUCAAAUAUAUUCUUUGCUGGGUUCGGUGUAUGCUGACAAAAGUGCCCCAGCAUUUGCCAUAUUCAAGUUCACACAGUCCGUUGGCGCUGCUGUAUGUUUCUUUUAUGCUGAUAGCUUGGUGCUCUAUGGACAACUUGCCAUUUUGCUGGUUUUUGGCACUUUGGGAACCAUUUCCUUCAUAUGGGUGGAAUGGACUGCGAAAAAGCAAAACACCUUGAAGAGGAGUGAAGACGAAAAAGGAUCAGCUGCCAACCUCACGUAGUCUGGCAUAUUCAUUGUUGACAAAAAUUAUUCUCGCUAUAUUUAAUUUAUGUAUAUAUGGAUUAAACCCUGAUGAUGAAUUUUCAAUUUAUACUGCGAGAUGAAAAAAUUGUGUGAUCAAAAGUUCAUUGAAAGAAAUAUGAUUGUAUAUAGUUCUGAUCACUAGCUGAUUCCCCUCUACAUUUUUGUAUGUGCAAUACUGUUGAAUAAAUGGUAUUAUUUCCACACAAUA
Molecule: messenger RNA, 722 nt
Organism: Leptinotarsa decemlineata (Colorado potato beetle)
Lineage: Eukaryota; Metazoa; Arthropoda; Insecta; Coleoptera; Chrysomelidae
Product: UNC93-like protein MFSD11
Source: RefSeq, a predicted model, not a curated record